CGAUUGAAGGGGCCACCCAGAAGAACUCCAAGCUCCAGCCCGCCAAGCCCAGGUUAACUGCAGUUCCAAUCGACGUGCUGCCAUUACAGAUUGCACUACUAUUGCUCAAACCGCUGCAGCAACGACACAAAGAACGGGACGACGAAGUGCAACGUGACGGGCAGCUACUGGGCUCUGCGGCAGGUGGAUUUUCACCUAUUCUUCGACCGUUUGGGGACGCCCGGGUUAGCAGGAAUGUCGACACUCAGCCCUCACGUCAAGGCCGUGCGGUCACUGUACCGGCGGUCAUUGAAGCUUGCCCUUGACUGGGCUGUUCAACGAAGCCUCUGGCGAGGACAAGCAGUCUACAUCCGGACCCUUUUCGAUGCGAACAAGACCAUAACCGACCCCAGACAUCAAAGAAUUCUAUUCAACGAGACAGAAAAGUUAUUACAGAAAUGGAAGCAUCCUGAUCCCUACAGGCCACCAACUGCUCCUGGAGGCUCCAAAUACGAGAGGAACCUGGCAGCGCCAGAUCUACCUCCACCGUCAAGAGAAUUCGUCAAAAGGUUAUGAGGGUCAGGCGCACUUGGUUUUAAUGCAGCAUUGUACAUAUCACCACUGGAUAUGAUCCAGCCCGCUUGAGAGCUGGUUAUCUACCAAGUCAGGCAGGAAUGACAAAAAAUCCGUGCCAUCAAACUUGCA
Messenger RNA from Exophiala xenobiotica, 684 nucleotides. RefSeq lists its product as uncharacterized. Gene Ontology annotation, biological process: mitochondrial electron transport, NADH to ubiquinone. The transcript is spliced from 4 exons. The record is from RefSeq and is a predicted model, not a curated record. NCBI's taxonomy places the organism in Eukaryota, Fungi, Ascomycota, Eurotiomycetes, Chaetothyriales, Herpotrichiellaceae. The coding region runs from base 235 to 555 and encodes 106 amino acids.